This is a messenger RNA of Dinoponera quadriceps, 1505 nucleotides long. Its product is annotated as coiled-coil domain-containing protein 65. Gene Ontology annotation, biological process: axonemal dynein complex assembly; cilium-dependent cell motility; regulation of cilium movement. NCBI's taxonomy places the organism in Eukaryota, Metazoa, Arthropoda, Insecta, Hymenoptera, Formicidae. The record is from RefSeq and is a predicted model, not a curated record. Gene Ontology annotation, cellular component: axoneme; axonemal dynein complex.
GUUCUUCACCCGCAAGAUGCCGAAGAAAAAGGGAAAGGGAAGUAAGCUGGCUCGUAUGAGCGACGAGGAACGCGCUCGUUACUUGCAGCAUCGAGCCGAAUUGGAAUUAGAGGCGAAACGACGCAAGCAGCAGCUAAUCGCAGUUUUUACGAAGAACAAGUUGAAACGCGAGGAAGCGUUCUCACGACUGAACACUGCGAAAAUCAACGAACAAUGGAGAUUUAUUCUGCGACGAAUCAAGUGCAAGGAGCUUUACGAGGACGUGGAGUAUCUAUGGAGGAACUUCGAUCGCACGGUGAAAACGAAGGACUCGGUGAUACAACGUUUGUACAACGAGCUAGGCGCAGCGGAUUUGGAUCACAGGAGGCUACAAGAGGCUCACAUUCAAAUAAUGGAUGUUAUAUUCGGUAGCUCAUACAAAACAGCCGAAGAUUCUAAUGCUAAUUUACUAAUCAAUAUGAUACGCAUAGGAAAGUACAAGAAAAUGUGUACUCGUUUGUACGAAUCCUUCGUACGCGAGCGCGAUCAUAUCGCUUCGAACGAGAUGAAGGAAUUGAAUGGCGUACGAAAGGAUCUGGAGCAACGUUGCAGACAACUGCAGAGGAUAAUCUUCGAGCAAAACAAACAGAUAGAAGACUCACUGAUGCAAACGAAGAUCCAGAACGCCGUCAACACAUAUAGCAUCGUGUAUCUGGUACGGCUAUAUGCCUCACCAUUGCCUCUGACGAACUAAUGAGCCUUCGAUCGGAAAUAUUUUCAGAAGGAAGACUCUAUGUCGCGUUUAACGCAAUACACUUCCAAUGAGAUGGAGAAGCUAGGGCGGCAGCUUAACGAGACAAUGGCCGAGUACGAGAGAAGCACGAGAGACAAGAGGAAGCAGUACGAGUACUUGAAGGAACAAGAUGACGCUCAUCAGGCUGACGUGGCGCAAUAUCCGAGAUUGCACGCGCAAAUGCAGGGCACGAUUAAGAACCUGAAGCAGGAGAUGCAGGCGUUGUCGCAGAAACGCGAGCAGACUAUAACGGAACUUAAGGAUCACAUCGUGCGUAUGGGAAAGAGACUUCAGAGCUUGAGGCAGGAAUUCUCCGUGGCUCGAAUGUUGGACGCUACACAGUUGAAGAAAUUGACUAUUAUCAGCGCUACUGUCCUGAAAGAGUUGCGGAGAAUUUCGGAGAAGGGUACGGCGCUGCUUUCGUUGUUGAAAAUGUGCUCGAACUUGGAGCCGUUCUCGUUGACCAUUCAGAAAUACACUCUGCGCGACACGGGAUCCAGGAAAGCAUUCACCAGCUGCAUGUCCGAGCCGUUUGAUAAGUUGGAGAAGUUUUGGGAGCAGUACAAUUACAUCAAGGCUGACAACAUCUUCAUGAAGAAGGAGUGCGACAAGUUGUCGUUCGAGAACAAACAGCUGAGGAAUACGCUGCGCACAUAUCUCAUAACAGUUUCCAGAACUCCGGCUGCACGGCCACUUACUUCUGUUGUCAUAUGAAUAUUUAUUUACAUUUCUA